CAUUUGGAAUAAUUAUGAAUGAAUAUUUAUCUGAAGAAACUCCUUAUAAUAAUAUUCCUCAUAAUCAUUGCUUUAGCUAUUAAAAUAUGCAAAGGACUUAGACCAAAUAUUUUUAAAUAUACACCAAAAUUACAUGCAGAUUUGAUUACUAAAUGUUGGGAUGCUAAAGCAGAAAAUAGACCAACUGCUAAAGAAUUGUUUCAAGAACUCAAGAAAUUGCAAGAAUAUCAAGUAAAUGAAGAUGAUAGUGAUAUUAAAUCUCAAGUAAAUGAAUAUGAUGAUAAGAUUAAAUUAAACCGAACAA
Molecule: messenger RNA, 304 nt
Organism: Rhizophagus irregularis DAOM 181602=DAOM 197198
Lineage: Eukaryota; Fungi; Glomeromycota; Glomeromycetes; Glomerales; Glomeraceae
Source: RefSeq, a predicted model, not a curated record